AUUUUAUAGGGAAUGUUAAGCCCUCCCACGGAUGUGAACAAAUAUCCUAUUAUGUUGUUAGCUCUUUACUAGUGAGUUAUGUCAAUUGAACUAUGCAGUUCACUGAUGUUGAUCAUUAUUAUCUGAAAUGAAACGUAUAGUUGAUAUGACCUUAUUGAAUUAAGAGAUGACUCACUAAAUCAAGGCGUUGGAAUGAACCGAGUCAAGUCAAUUGAAUCAUUAAAUUGAGUCAAAUAUCCCAACUCCAAUGAACCACGAAAUCCGUGUUUAUCUUUACCAUCAAAAUAACGAACAAAUCGAUAACAUUAUUUCGGCACGACGAUGUCAUAAAUCAUGUGCGAAAACCGACCAUCUCUUUGUAUUUGUCAUUGAAAUCGGAACGAUAAAAAUAUCGUCCGAUAUCUACUGGUCGACUGUCCGACAUGUGCACCGAUAACGUGACGUUAUUUUUAUCGGUUCGGUGUCAACGCGAAAAAACCGUCCGUUUAAAACAACAUAAUUUUACUUCUACCGACACCGAUAAUAUCGGUAAGCGCGAAAACGCGGGAGUGCAACAUCUGGGAGAACAUUGUUGGGCAGCGCUUCAGACACCUUCGACUUCGGUGCAACCGGAUUGCACAGUCCACUCGCGACGGUCGUUGGGAUCGCGUUCUAAUAGCACGGGUGACGGUGACCGGGCCCACGGGCGGACCUCGUGCGGACGCAACCACUUGUGCGGUGCGACCAAACGCCGAACGCCGUAUACUCCAUAUGGGCGAGACAGCGUCCUCGGAGACGGUCCUUCGGAUCGGAGCGGGUACGUUGAUGUAAUUUUUUUUUUUCAUUUCCUUUCUCCCUCUGCACACCCGUACCACCUCCACGCGUCCCUCCUUCUACACCGCGGCUGCGGCGUACGGUCGAGACGGCGGCGAACGAGCGUGCGCGUAGUGACACCGCCAGUCAGCAGUAAGCAGCAACGGGAGCAGACCGAAUCCGGAAUCUUCCGCCGGAACAUUGGAUCCGCUGCUAUACCUGUAGUCGUAACUGUUCCUCUCACGUACACUCGUUAAUCGAACGGAUAAUAAUAUUGACCGACCGGAAAAGACAAUCGAAACUCCAGCUCGAAAAAUGAGAAUCAUCAGCUAUAGACUGGCCAAGAGCCUGGAGAAAAUGGUGGACUACUAUUCGCAGUUCAACCCGUCGUCACUGUCCAUCAAACAGUUCAUCGAUUUCGGUUUAAAGGCUAGUGAACAAAAAUCAUAUCAGUUUUUAAAGAAAGAACUUCCAGUUAGAUUAGCAAAUAUCAUGAAAGAAAUUCAUUUGUUACCGGAUAAUUUAUUGAAAAUGCCUUCUGUCAAUUUAGUGAAUAAUUGGUACACACAAUCUUUUAACGAAAUGAUUGAAUUUGAAGUUGAUGAUGGAUGCACUGAAGAAACGUUAACCAAAUUUUGUGAAAUAUUGGUAAAAAUUCGUAAUCGGCAUUCUGAUGUAGUUCAAACAAUGGCUCAAGGAGUAAUGGAGCUGAAAGAUUCACAUGAAAUCGAUUUACAUACUGAAAAUAGCAUUCAAUAUUUUUUAGACCGUUUUUAUAUGUCUCGCAUUGGUAUUCGUAUGCUUAUCAAUCAACAUACAUUAUUAUUUAGUGAUCAUAUCAAUCGUAACCAUCAUCAACAUAUUGGAUGUAUUGAUCCAUAUUGCGAUGUGAUAAGUGUUGUUAAAGAUGCAUAUGAGAAUGCUAGAUUUUUGUGUGAUCAAUAUUAUUUGACCUCACCUGAAUUACAAAUCUGUAAAAGUAUUGAUGGUGAUAAUGAGCCAAUAAAAAUAAUUUAUGUACCAUCACAUUUGUAUCAUAUGCUUUUUGAAUUAUUUAAAAACUCAAUGAGAGCUAUUGUUGAGCACCAUAAGACUGAUGAAUUGCCACCAUUACUUGUGACAAUCGUAAAAGGAAAAGAAGAUGUCUGUGUUAAAGUUUCUGACCAAGGUGGUGGUAUUCCUAGAAGUUUGAGUGAACGAAUGUUUCAUUACAUGUAUUCUACUGCACCACAGCCUUCAAAGUCAGAUGCACAUACAGUGCCAUUAGCAGGUUAUGGUUAUGGACUGCCUAUAUCUAGACUUUACGCCAGAUACUUACAUGGUGAUUUAGUGUUGUUAUCUUGUGAUGGAUUUGGAACUGAUGCCAUUAUUUACUUGAAAGCUUUAUCAACUGAGGCUAAUGAGUUGUUGCCAAUCUACAAUAAGAUGUCUACCAAGUUUUAUAAAACAACCGAUCAUACUGUAGACUGGAGAAAUACUUGCCAUCAUUCACCUAUCAGUCAAACACAAUUCACUCAAACUCAAUAAAUACAAACUGAUUAUUUGAAAUUAUUUAGUCACCAUUUAUACACUAACUUAAAGUAUAAGAAUGUUUUUUUUUUUUUUUUAAUUAUUUUAGUUAUUUUUAAUUUUAGAAUGUAGAAAUUUUUCCUAAAUAAUAACAUGGUAUAUUCAGGGACAUAAUUCCUAUAUUUUCUCAAUACUUUUGAGUACUAGGUCAUUAAAUAAAUGUAUAAUUGAGACUAAAUUCAGGUUAUUUAUUAUGGUUAUAGAAAUUUUGAAUUUAUUAUUUUAUUACACGG
Sipha flava (yellow sugarcane aphid) is the source of this 2594-nucleotide messenger RNA. RefSeq names its product pyruvate dehydrogenase (acetyl-transferring) kinase, mitochondrial (gene Pdk). Gene Ontology annotation, molecular function: pyruvate dehydrogenase (acetyl-transferring) kinase activity. Lineage: Eukaryota; Metazoa; Arthropoda; Insecta; Hemiptera; Aphididae. The coding region runs from base 1108 to 2319 and encodes 403 amino acids. The record is from RefSeq and is a predicted model, not a curated record. Gene Ontology annotation, cellular component: mitochondrion. Gene Ontology annotation, biological process: regulation of glucose metabolic process; protein phosphorylation. The transcript has 9 exons.